Drosophila persimilis is the source of this 1957-nucleotide messenger RNA. RefSeq lists its product as uncharacterized. The record is from RefSeq and is a predicted model, not a curated record. The transcript has 2 exons. NCBI's taxonomy places the organism in Eukaryota, Metazoa, Arthropoda, Insecta, Diptera, Drosophilidae. Bases 1 to 1929 code for a protein of 642 amino acids.
AUGGGGAUACUUGGGGGGGCUGAACUCCCUGUCGCGCCUUGGCAUCGGGGCUUGUCGCUGGCACAGAUCAAGGCGGCCAGCGAUCUACAGACUGAACUGAAACUGGACCUGGAGGAGGCGACCACGCACCGGGUGCACGAUUGCCUGCUUCGCCUGGGCGUUUGUGUCCAGUUCGAUUGUUGUCGCUUGAACAAGAUGAUUGAGCUCAGUCAGGGUGACAAUUUGGCGUUUCUAUAUUUUCUGUAUACGAUGGAGUACCAAUCGGACUGCCCGCAUAAGAAGUACACACUUAAUGAACAGAUCGUUCUGUCGGCCAUCGCGUACUUGGAUAUGCCGGCCACUAUUGAGGCCUUGGAGAAAAUACUUCCGAUUCCCGAGAAGCGUUUGAAGACAGGUCCUUCAAAGCCGAAUCCCAACGAAAAAAAAUGCAAAGAAAACAUCAAGCUGGGUACUAAAGUACUACCCUACUUUGAAAAGCAGCGAAGACCCAAGAGGAAACGUAAAUAUUUCCAUUCAACACCGCACGCCUACGAGGCGGGCAUUCCGAACGAAUCAAAGGACUCUGAAGACCCGGAUUACCGCUGGUUUGCCGACUACGAAUUCCAUCCGUCCAGGCGUAUUGUCAAAUCCGUAAUUAGCCAAGAGAUUGUCAAGCUCUUCGAUAGAAUAGACGAGGUUCGGCAGGGUCCUGAAGCAGAUCGCCAGAAUAUGUGUAAAUAUCAUCAGGAGAGUCGUUCGCUGGAGCGGGAAUCGUAUGUGGAUAGGCAGCGUAAGCAAUGCCUGGCCAUGCUUGACGUGGACCAAGAGCGAAAGUUGCUAACGAGACAACGUAUUGCUAAGCAACUGCAGCGCGAUGUGGAUCGAUACAUCCAAAAGUUUGGCAAUAAUCGCUGGAGUCCCGGCGUGCCAGCGUUUCGGCAAAUCGGAUGCUCCGCCUGCCGGCUACUGGGUCCGGCACCCCUUCCCGUUAUGGUCCUGGACAAUGCGGGGGAAGAGUACUGUAAGCCUUGGCCGAAGUUGGACGGCAGCUGUGACCAAAUGCUGCGGCUCAGCGGCGGGCAAGAUUGUAGGCGACCCACAAAAGAGAGAACCACCACAAAGGGGAACUAUUUCCAAGCCCCUAAGCUGCAUGCGCCCUAUAUAUUCGACUAUAUAGGACUGUUUGGCAGAUACGACCAGAUGUCUUUGGAUGCUGGAAAGUGCAUUGGUGGCGCCGUGCUAAAAGCCCUUCAAGAGGAUGAUGGCAGGGAAAUAAAGGAGCCAAUUAUAGUCAAACGGUGGCAUAUAAACGAUGCCGUCAACCAAUGUGUGAGGAGAAUCUAUGAAAGAAGUCUGGCGGCCUUUAAAUUCUGCCCUGAACCAAAGGAGCGUCUCAGUUACAAGGGAAAAAGUCAUUUCGAUCCCGAUGAUGAGGUUUUUAUGGACCACAUGCUGUCGGAUGCCUUCAAGAUACUCAAAAAGAACAAGAAACUCGUCCUGGCUACUCUAUACAAUGGUCAUCAGGUGCCGGAGCUACGCGAAUGGAUAAGGCGGCGCUACGGCAAACGCUAUACGGUGGCGACGAGGUCCGAGCUGUGUGAUACGUGGCAGAAAAUGAGGAAUUUGUCGGAGAUGCACCAUGAGCUGUACACUAUUUUAAUGGGACACUCGAAAACCAGAGAGAAGCAUGAAAUAAGCAAUGCACAUUAUGACCUUUUCUUGGCAAGGGCACAGAAGUUUCAGGCCUGCUUCAAGGAUCACGUCAACGAGAUAGUCAUGGAACGGACGCGCCUCUGCUGGCGGGCCAUGAACUAUCUACGCACCAAAAACUAUACGGGUCUGCAGCAGACCUUCUUCUCGUAUAUGCCGAGUACAGCCUGUGCGAAGGCUCCUCUAGUGACAAAUACCAGAACACCGCAUGGAAGAUGUGGCAGAUCACUUGGCAAAUGAAUAUCGCCUGAAUUAAUGGACAAUACAA